Messenger RNA from Momordica charantia (bitter melon), 2218 nucleotides. Its product is annotated as SNF2 domain protein. NCBI's taxonomy places the organism in Eukaryota, Viridiplantae, Streptophyta, Magnoliopsida, Cucurbitales, Cucurbitaceae. The record is from RefSeq and is a predicted model, not a curated record.
GAAUCAUACAAAUUAUUGAUGAAGAAACGCCCAUGUCAGCUUUCACCAUGGAAGUUUCCUAUCUUUUCCGUUUCUGGUUUAUCGUUACGAUUUCUAUGUGAUUUGAUGAUAAUGGUGAGCCCAAUGGUCGAUUAGGAAUAAAUCACGGUUCCUGGUGUGGAUUUGAUUGUGGAGGGAAGAAAGAAAUAUGGUUUAAUGUUUACAAUAUUUUAAUUCGUUGCGAAUUCAAAAUGUUUAACGUCACCGAAAUCCUUCGAUUUUCCCUCCCUUUUUCGCGCUUGCUUCAAAGGCCCGGAUAUCUAGGGUUUCAACUCUGUAUCGAGCUUCCACUUCUUUCGGCUUUCUACUAGACUACCCCCUCUGUUAUAGCACUGGUCAAAAAUUCAUCUCAGAUUCCACUUCCAUUUGAUUUUGUUGCUUAAAGAUGAACGAAAGCCGAUUGAAGCUCCUCGCACUUCCAAACCAACAAGACCCUUAUGCAUUGAUGCUCUCAGAUUCCAUCGAGCGGUUUUUCGAUGAAUAUCGAAAAGGGGUUACUGAUUUCUCGGGCUUCAUUCCGAUUUUCUCUCGUUUACUUAGGAAUUUGCCCGACCCGCCGGUGGCAAUCGUAUGGUGUUACUCUGCUCUGAUGUUUCACACGGCUAAGUUCGCAGCCCGAGAUUCCUCGGAAAAGUUGAUGGCUGUUAAGGAUUUAUUCCAAAUGCUCGUUUCUUGCACGGCGUCGUCCUCUGCGUCGAAAAGAAUCGCGGUGCUGGCCCCUGUAAUUUACACUCUGUUUGAUUUGGUCGUUGAGAAGAAGAAGUUGAAGGAGGAGGCUGAGAAUUUGAUUGACGGGAUUGUUAGUUAUAUCAGCAUUUGUUGUGGUCGAGAGUCCGAGGAAGACGAUUGUGUUCUGGGGUUUGGUCCUUAUUUUCUGGAUUUGGCCCGAGUCUGGAUGGUAGACAAACCUCGAGAAGACUUGAAGGGUUUCCUCCCGCUUGUUAGCCAUGAAAUCUGCGAAAGCAUUAGUAUCGAUGGUGGGGUGGGCUAUUUUGCUGGGAUCGUUAUGUACCAAGCUUUUUUGUUGAGGCUGUGCAUGAAAUUUUCCUCUCGGAUGUCAAUGGUAGAGCUGCAAAAUGAACUGCACAGCCGGGCAGUCCAAAUGAUAGCUGGGUUUCGUAGCUGUCACUUCUAUGAUAUUUUCCUCAGGAUGCUGUUGCAGUCAGUUUUGCCAACUACCUAUUUAUUGGGUUCUGCAGACGAAGUUCGUUUACGAGAAGUAUUAUAUGAUGCUGCAAUAAUAACCGAGCACCCAUUCCUUAAACUUCAAUUUGGAACUGAACUACCUGCUACCCAUUUAAGAACUAUUUGUUUGAAUUGGUUAUUUGUUGCUGAUAAUGGUAUCCGGUCUUUUAGAGAAACUGGUAAUACGAGCAAGGCUAUGUCCUACAUAAAUGCCUUCCACAAUUCUUGUUGGCCCUCUCAGUUGAUCAACUGGGCCAGAAACCAGCCAGGCUUCAGCGAGAGGAUGAGUCAACCAAACUCCUCCACACCCACGGCUCUUAUUGAAUGGCUUCUGGUAUUGGAAGAUCAAGGGGUCAGGGUAUUCGACCAUUUGAUUUCCAAGUCUCGAGCUAGAGAAAUCAUUUGCAAGUCAGGAGCUGCAUUUUUACACCCAGCAAGAAAUCCAGAUGGGAAGAACCUAGAAGUUAAUUUCUUUAAUAAUGUCACCAAUGUGAUGGAUGAAGAUGCCUCUGUUGGUGACUUUGAAAUGGCUGAUUCAGUGGCUACAGCAACAGUACAGGGAACAUCCAUCGCUUUCAACUCAAAUGGUGUUGAAAGUGGAAGAAAAAGGAAAGAAUGCAUAAACGACAGAGGGGAUAUAAGGGUAAAGUUCCUUAGGCACCAUCUCCAUGACAAAUCAUUCAGUGACAACUUCUUGCCAAUGGUGUAAGCUAUGAAUCCCAUUGCUUCAGUAAUUCCUACUAUGAAGUUAAUAUAAAUCUUCAUAUAUAUAUAGACAUUGUAACACAAAUCUAUGAUAACUAUGGAGGAAUUUUGUGCCUGCUCUGCAGCCAGCCUCUCGGCUUUUAACCUUUUUUCCUUUUUUGGUAGCUAAGCGACACGGUCUCGAGAUUAGAAGCUCCGAAUUGACUGUGUAAAACUGUAAACUUUUCCAUAUGGAUAUUCAAGGCAAGGCCAGUAGAUUGUAAACGUUGAAAGAUCUGCCAAUUCUGAA